This is a messenger RNA of Mercenaria mercenaria, 5087 nucleotides long. RefSeq lists its product as uncharacterized. The coding region runs from base 198 to 1622 and encodes 474 amino acids. The transcript has 6 exons. Lineage: Eukaryota; Metazoa; Mollusca; Bivalvia; Venerida; Veneridae. The record is from RefSeq and is a predicted model, not a curated record.
GCUUCUGAAGUAAUGUAUAAUUAGGAAUAGCAUGAAAUUAUCGACUAUGCAUUGAUUUGUAUCGAUUUUUUCGUGUCAUAAAAUAUGCACGAAUUGCGUCGCCAUAUUGUUGAAAAAAUACUCUUUGUAUAAUUAUGUAUUUACUGCGACUGUAGCUGUUGUAAAUUAAUCGAAUUCUGCUAUCAAACAGGGAAAGAAUGGAGGUGCUGGACAGAUUCAUGCUAGAUCAAAAGGUGGAAUCUGUUAAGGAAGAUCCAGUGCAGCGACAAAUCCUUCGGAUUUUAUUGAAAUAUGAAAUGCAAUCACUGUUGCAAAGACUUGCUGAGAUAGGGGAGGAAAGUGUUGUUGUAACAGCGAAUGUUGUAGAUGGUACUCACUCAGUGCUUUCCACAGACCAGGGAGAAAAAUUCUUACAUGAUGGAGUUGUCUCCCAUUUUAUGGACCAUUUUGUCCGUUUUCUUUUUACUGGUGAAACACACAGUCUAGCUGGUGAUGUAGCAGGUUCUUCAGGCUGUUGUAGUUUGAAACAAGGAAUUUGUCAAAGAGAAAACAACCAUUCAAGGUCGUCUGUUAGCUCAGAUGAACCGGAAACUUUCAUGCACAUGAAAAAGCAUCAGAUAGAACAGUUUAAUCGCAAGAAAGAUCACGAGGAUAAAGCUAUUGAUGAAACUGUGUCGAAAUUAGUGAAAAACAUUUUACGAGAAGGUAAAGAAAAGGAGAGAAAAAACAGCUCCACAUCAUGCAGCACAAGCCUUCCGCCACUAAGAAGGAAACGCUCGUUCAAUUUUCAUAAUACAUUUAAUCCUAGUAGUUUUAAUACAGAAGGUUGUUCGGAACCGAAAAAGAUUCCUAUUGCACAAUUCUUUCCGACAAUAUCUCCGGGGGCAGGCAGAAAUGUUAAGAAUGAUGAAUCAGCUGGGUUAAAUGAUACAGUGCAAGAAAAUGACACUAGAAGUGCUGAAACAUCAGGAGAUAAAGUAAUAACAAUUAAAAUUGAGCCGAAUGACAUGGAGGAAUAUGGUGGUAAUGUUGAUAAUGAGAAUAAAGUGGAAGAAGGAUCGCAGAGUAAAGAUUUUGUUGUGUAUAUCGAUAGUGACUGUUCAAACCAGGAAAGAACUAGCGGAAAUGCAGUUUUAAGUUCAAGGUCAGUUAAAUCUAAAGGCAGGGAAGAGAUAAUUAUCGUUCAGAAAAAUGGUUACCAUGACAACAGUUUGGAGGAAUCAGAUAUUUGUGAAGUUUCUCAAGAAGAUAAGAAUAAGGAAGAAAAGAAUAAGGAUAGUGAAAUUGUAAGGGUGCGGAGAGAAGAGGAGGAGAUAGCUCUGCCUAUGGUCGAAGAAUUUUAUCAAAACAGGGAUAAAUGUUUGGAAGACGUGAAAUUAACAGCAGAAGAAAAGUCGACUAAUACCCCAAUAACACCAAAUAUAAGUUGUUACAAACAGUCACGGAAGAAAUCGAACACUUUCAACCUUAUGCUGAAUGGUUAUCUAUACAUCAAGGACAAACAGAGCAGUAGCGGAACAGUGUACUGGAAGUGCGGACGGCCCCGAUGUAAGGGGCGAGUCAUACAAAGGGGUCAGGAACUUAUCACAUCACAGAUACAUAUACAUGGACCUUCCGACUGAAGACAUUAUGUUCCAAAGACAAAUCCUUUUGGAGAAGUUCUUUGUAGCUUAUGUGGGGCAGAUUUGUACUGGUAUGAAAUUCAGGCAGGCUGAUAAGUGAACUACUGCAGCAUGUGACUGAUAAACUUUUGAUAGUAGGCAUUUAACUGGACACAGCAGUCGUAGAGGUGAUAAUUGUACAGGAUUGUACUUCUGAAAAUGGAAAUUUUGCAGGAUUGUGACGUUGGAAAACACUCAGAAAUUUGAAUGUUACCUAUUUCUCUCUGAAGUAAUCUUAUUUCCAAGACUUGGAUUUGCAGAGUUGCUGAGAUUUUGUGUCCAGAACUGUUACCAGCAGAUGAAGAUUUUUAUGCCAUUUUAAAUUAUUACAGUAUGUAUAAGGCUUAUAGUAUUUUGGAAUUCUUUGCCUUAGAAGCCUUGUCAAGUGAUAACAUAUUUGAACAAAUCAUUGGGGAGACAAACUUUAGUUUAUGGGUGUAUGAACACCUGGUUAAAUAUUUUUUUGCCAGAAAAGUUUUAAGAAGAGCUGUGCAAUUUGCACUGUAUAUAUAAGUCUAUAAUAUUGUGAAGUUAAGAUAAAUGCCACAACUUGGUUAAUAGGAUAUUCACGAAUUCAGCGGAAACAGUGUGUGCAAUUUCAGCUGUGAAUAGAGUUUAUUAUAAUUUGACUGCACAGUUAGUGCUUUAUGGCUAGUCUAAAGUUAUUCACCAUAUUUUGUAGGGCUAAAGUGAAAAAACUGUUUAGAGUUACUAACUGAAAUCUAUCCCUGUCAUGUAAUUAAAUGUUCAGACUUUGGGCAUUAGUUUUCCUCUCACUGCAUUGAAUUGUUCUGUUCCAGAGGAUCAUAAAUACAGAGUGUUGAAAGAGGAUGGUCAACAUGGAGUUUUAUAUCCAUUUGUAAAUUACUGUAUGUCAGAUUUGUUUCUUAGCUCUCAGGAUACUGGCGGCAAUUGUAUCUGCAUUUGCGACCAGUGCAGAUCAAGAUCAGCCUGCAUGUCCAUGCAGUCUGAUCGUGAUCUGCACUGUUCGCUGUUCAGUCAGUAAAUCUUCAGUGAAUACCCCUAUGAACUAUAAAUGGUAAUGUCCAAAUUGAAAAAUAGAGUAGUUCAUUUUAGAAACUUAGCAUGAUAAGAGUUUGCACAAGAUUUCUACAGGUUUUGUACAAAGUAACUUAAUUUACUGCUGUUGAGCAAGGUUUAUUUGUUGUAAAGAAAAUGCUUUCUUUGAUAGUUUGGUAGAAGUCCACAAGAUACAUUUUGUAUUUACAAGAUAUUUACAAGAUUGCGUAUUUGUUAUGUAUACUUAUUAUAUUUAGACAUUAUGUCAGAUCUCAGGUAGUGGUGUUUUAUCUAUGUCCGUCUUGUUGUAAACCAAUGUUGUGUUCUCUGUGUGUGAACUGCUACAGUAUUUCAACUUUUUUGAGAAAAUAACCCAGUACCUGCAGAAGUGUGGAAUGUUUGCAGUAUUUUCUCAGAUAAGGAUUUAUGUUAUAUGUAUAUUCUUACAUUUGCAAGGAAAUCUGAUAAAUGUGUGACUUGUACACUUUUGUGUACUUUUCUCUCUUUAUAUAUUUAUAAAAAUUACUCUUUUUAAUGAGGUGGGUUUCUAGAUUUUGACUGGGAAUUUAAAAAAAGAAAAGAAAUACAAUUUUCAAAAGGGAAUAUGACCCAAUUUUAGGAUAUAAAAUCAGUAAAAGAAUAUUUGGUUUAUUUUCUUCAUCGGUUGCUAAUACACUCAAAUCUGUGCUAAAGGCCACCUGUUUAUGGGGACUACAUGGCUAAAAAAAAGCUCUAUUUCAUUUCUGAUUUAAACAUUUGUAGUGUAUUGUAACCUGAGAAUGAAGACCACAUCACAUACUUUGGCUGUCUGGCUGGUGGUCAGUGUAGGAGGUUUGACUGUAUACGAUUUUGGAAAGUAGAAUCAUCCGGUUGAAUAUAUAAACAUGUUUAAGCUACACCUCUUUAAUAAUUCUUCUUAAAUAUUGCUAUUUUUUGAAUUUUUGGCUACCUGGCCUUUGAUGUUACAUAGCUGUAUUUAAUGACUUUUCAUGUUUUGAUAAAGACCAGGUGGCCGAAAAUUCAGUAAAGGGUGAUUUUUAACAAGAAUGAUUAUACCUACUUCCCUAUGGAAGAUGUUUGAAUGAGUACACCUUAAAAGUUUGGUUUGUGUGUUUCCCAAAAAAGUUGUUUUUUGUCCUCUGCCUGUCUUGCCUGUCCAUCACAAAGUUGUCUUUUUAGGUUUUAAGCAUUUUAUUUUCAAAUAGUUCACUUUAUUACCAAAAAUGUUACGACAACAUGCAUCAAAGGUCAAAUAGGAUAGUUUUACAUUUACCAUGAAAAUAUUUUCAAACAACUUAGUGAAAUUGCUAACCAUUUUGAGAAAAUUUGUAGAAUUUUUUUUUUACUCUUUUCUCUUUUUUUAGGACGAGUAUUUUUUAUACGCCCAUUACCUCAGGCAUUCUUGGACUAUGGCCCUUGAAUUACUUGAAAAAUUGCGAAUUUAGCCUUGUCCGCUCUCUAAGUCAAACACUUUUCAUCCGGUCAUCCACAGACUUGCAGAUAAUGUUUGUAGGCAUAAUGUCUGAGCCAAGAUCGAUAACCAGCCAAAUUGCUCCAGGCACUUUUCAUACAUUUAAACUAAUUGGUGAAUUUGAACAUAGCAUAUUUUUAAAUGAUAAAAAAUGGAAGCUGAAAGAAUUGAUGAAAUAAUUCAGAUAUUCUAUAAAGAUUAAUACAGACAUGCUUUUGAAGCAAUAUGUGUUCAUAAAUUUUAUUAAGACAACAUGAAAUUAUUUAUAUUUUAGAUACAGUAUAUCUUCUAGAUUUACUAUGACAGUUUUGUCUGUUACCGGUCAGAGUGGAUUGAGAUGACUUUACUUGUAAACUUAUACCAUUGUUAUAAAUUGAGCCGUUCCGUGAGAAAACCAACAUAGUGGCUUUGCGACCAGCAUGGAUCCACACCAGCCUGUGCAUCCGGGCAGUCUGGUCAGGGUCCAUGCUGUUUGCUUUCAAAGCCUAUUGCAAUUAGAGAAACCAUUAGCGAACAGCAUGGAUCCUGUCAAGACUGCGCGGAUGUGCAGGCUGGUCUGGAUCCAUGCUGGUCACAAAGCCACCAUGUUGGUUUUCUCAUGGAACAGCUCAAUUCUUUAUUUUCAGUUGUUUGAAGGGAAUGUUAGAUUAAUUUAAUGGUAACCUGUUGAAUAGGGAAUAUUAUAAUUAAAAUACUGUCAAAUAAUACAGAUCUAUCAUCAUUUUGAUUUUCAUAUUUGACAAUGUUUUAGCCCAUUGGCAUUCCCUUCCUGACAACAUUUUUUAGUAACAACAAGGUUCCUCUAGUGUUCUGCAGCAAAAGCAUUUAUACAUAAGGAAAAAGUCUUUAAGCUGGGCUAAUGCUGUAAGUUGUAUAUUGUAACUUGUUACCAGUGAUGUCUUAGAAAUUGUACAUAAAGAAUCUUUAUUAAUAGA